AUGGCGAAACUCGCCGGUCCCGGCGUCGCGGACGCGGGGUACUUCGGCUUCGCGUCCGCGACCGGCGGCGACCGCGCGGACCUCGGCGUUUCCGCGGGCGCGGACCUCGCGGAGCCGAUCGCGACGCGGAACCGAACGUUCGCGUCGCAGUUCGCGCGACGAUGCAAGAACGCGGAGGCGGCGGUCGACGCGAGCGCGGACGCGAUGCGCGGGCGGGUUCUGAACUCCGUGAUCAUGGCGGACGCGGACGCGCAGAGCGAGAUCCCCGCGCUGGAUCGCGCGCUGACGGCGACGCGCGACGCGGCGACGCGCGCGAUGGAGGUGCACGCGGAUCGCGCGGCGCAGAUUCCGGCGCUGCGCGUCCGGCUCCUCGAGGCGUGCGCGGAGAAGAAGCUGCUCAUGGAGAGAAAGUACCUCGCGGAGGACGGGCCGGCGGAGAGCAGGAUGGCGUCCGAGGUGAAGGCGAUCAUGGACGGCAAGAGCAAGCGGCGGGGAUGACUGACGACGCGUAGGCAUAGGGCUACUAGACGAUCGAUCGACUCGACUCGACGUGAGUGCGUGAGAAAUAGAAUAUUUAUCAUAAUUAGGGCGUCCAUCC
Molecule: messenger RNA, 598 nt
Organism: Micromonas pusilla CCMP1545
Lineage: Eukaryota; Viridiplantae; Chlorophyta; Mamiellophyceae; Mamiellales; Mamiellaceae
Exons: 1
Coding region: 1-498 (165 amino acids)
Source: RefSeq, a predicted model, not a curated record